Fusarium pseudograminearum CS3096 is the source of this 1950-nucleotide messenger RNA. RefSeq lists its product as uncharacterized. The record is from RefSeq and is a predicted model, not a curated record. Gene Ontology annotation, molecular function: histone deacetylase activity. The transcript is spliced from 4 exons. Bases 1 to 1950 code for a protein of 649 amino acids. Lineage: Eukaryota; Fungi; Ascomycota; Sordariomycetes; Hypocreales; Nectriaceae.
AUGGGCGACGACAUUCGUGUUGAGCUCGGCUCAGUCGCGCUCAAUGCCUCAUCGCCCAAGAAGGUUGCUUACUUUUACGAUUCUGACAUUGGUAACUAUGCCUACGUUACUGGUCAUCCCAUGAAGCCUCAUCGCAUUCGGCUGGCGCAUAGCUUGAUCAUGCAGUACAACCUGUACCAGAAGAUGGAGAUUUACCGCGCGAAACCUGCGACCCGAGGCGAAAUGACCCAAUUUCACACGGACGACUACAUCGACUUCCUCCAAAAAGUCACGCCAGACAAUAUGGACAGCUUCAUGAGGGAGCAAGGAAAAUACAACGUCGGAGAUGAUUGCCCUGUAUUCGACGGUCUCUUCGAGUUUUGUGGUAUCAGUGCGGGCGGUAGCAUGGAGGGCGCUGCACGACUCAACCGCCAAAAGUGCGACAUCGCCAUCAAUUGGGCUGGUGGUCUGCAUCACGCCAAGAAAUGCGAAGCCAGUGGUUUCUGCUACGUCAACGAUAUCGUUCUCGGCAUCCUCGAGCUCCUCCGAUUCAAAAAGCGGGUCCUCUACAUCGAUAUCGACGUCCAUCACGGUGAUGGUGUUGAGGAAGCCUUCUAUACCACCGACCGUGUCAUGACUGUUUCUUUCCACAAGUAUGGCGAGUACUUCCCUGGUACUGGUGAGCUGAGGGAUACUGGUAUUGGCCAAGGAAAGAAUUACGCUGUGAAUUUCCCUCUUCGAGAUGGUAUCACCGAUGCGUCGUACCGCUCAAUCUUCCAGCCUGUCAUUGAGAAUGUCAUGAAGUAUUACCAGCCCGAGGCUGUUGUUCUUCAGUGUGGUGGUGACAGUCUUUCAGGUGAUAGACUGGGUUGUUUCAACUUGAGUAUGGAUGGCCACGCCAACUGCGUGAACUUUGUCAAGAGUUUUAACCUCCCUACCCUUGUUCUCGGUGGAGGUGGCUACACAAUGCGAAAUGUCGCGCGCACAUGGGCAUUUGAAACUGGUGUUCUUGUCGGCAAGGAGAUGGACCGAACAUUGCCGUACAAUGAAUACUACGAAUACUAUGCUCCUGACUUUGAGCUGAACGUCCGAUCCUCAAACAUGGAGAACUCCAACAGCCGAGAAUAUCUCGAGAAGAUAACUUCAUCAGUCAUUGAUAAUCUCCGACAAACUGGGCCCGCGCCAUCAGUGCAACUGCAGGACGUCCCACGAAAACCUUUCGGCGGCAUGACCGACGAGGAGGAAGCUGAGCUGGAUGAUCUCGAUGAGGACGAGAACAAGGAUGUCCGUAUGACGGAACACCGCUGGGACAAGCACGUUGAACAUGACAACGAGUUCGAAGCCAGCGACGAUGACGAGAUGGCUCGCGUCAAUGGUGCUACUCGCCAGAACGGCAACAAGCGCAGCUUUACUGAUUACCGCAAGGGAGAAAUGGAUGUCGAUAACCCCGACGCCCCCCCUGCUAAAGCCCCCAAUGGUGCUUCUAAUGAUGAGGCUGCCGAGGAACACACUGGCGAGGACGGACACGAUGUGAACGACGAUACUAUCGAUGACAUUUCGGCUCCCGAUCAGCCUGAGAAAGAUCAACCAGAGAAAGCGACCGAAACCCCUACUGAGAAUGCGAAGGAACCCGAGCCAUCAAAGGUUGAUGGAGAUGGCGAUGUGGGUAUGGAGGACUCAGCAGUCGAAGAGACAACCAUCAAGAAGGAGGAUGUUGAGCCUGAAGCACCCGAAGCACCCACUGAACCUUCAGCGCCAACAGAAAAGUCUGCACAGGACGAGCCGGCUGCCGAAGCGGCGGCUGCCGACGCUGCUACUACAAAACCAGUCCCAGAGCCGACACCUGCCGAAAAGCCUGCAGAGUCAACCGAGAAAGCUCAAAGCGAACAGCCUGCCGAUGCUAUGGACGUUGACACGGAGAAAGAUAAGCCAGAGCAACCCAAGGAGAAGAGCAAGAGCCCAGCAAACUAG